UGUCUUUCCUGGCCUUGCUUUCAACCAUGGCAGACUCCAAGGAAACCAAGACUGAGUCUACUAUUGGCGAGCGCCAUGAACGCUCGGGUUCGGCUUUCGACAAUGAGGAGAGGCGUAGAGAGAGUCUCGCCCGCCUUACGGCCAACCUUGAGGGAGAGGUCCGCAACCCUCUCGUUGGCGUUCCCAAGCACGAGCUCCUCGCCGACGUGAAGAGCUUCGCCCAGGAACACCAACUUGAGCACAUUGAGCCGCUUCUCAUCAAAGGUGCACUCGUCGCCCAAUCCCCAGCGCUCUUCGAGGAGAUUGAAGAACUGGACGAAGAUGACCGCACCUGCAUUCGAGAGGAGAUCACGCACCGUUUCAAGCUCCCGCGCACUCUGUACUACACCGUCAUCUUGAACUCGGUCGCCGCCGCCAUCCAAGGUUGGGAUCAGACCGGAUCCAACGGAGCUAACUUGACCUUCGGCCGGGCUUUGGGCAUCCCGGAUUCUGGCGAUGCGUGCACGGCUGCGGGUACCUGCGAGAGGAACAGCUGGAUCAUUGGCUUCAUCAACGCUUGUCCGUACAUCGCGAUCGCUCUGUUUACUGCAUGGAUCUCGGACCCUAUCAAUGACUUGAUUGGUCGCCGUGGAACUAUCUUCGUCGCCGCCAUCUUCUCACUUUUCGCUCCCAUCGGCCAAGGAGCGUCUCAGACGUGGCCUCAGCUUGCUGUUUGUCGUGUGCUUCUUGGUAUCGGUAUGGGUUUGAAAGAGGUGACAGUACCUGUCUUCUCCGCUGAGAACGUACCGGCUAGCGUGCGUGGUGGACUCGUCAUGUCGUGGCAGAUCUGGACGGCCUUUGGCAUCUUUCUCGGAACUGUUGCCAACUUGGUCGUCAUGAACACUGGUCGUAUCGCCUGGCGCCUGCAGUUUGGAUCCGCGUUCAUUCCCGCAGUUCCCCUAGUCCUCGGUAUCUGGUUCGUACCUGAGUCUCCCCGCUGGCUGAUGAAGAAACGCAAGUUUGCGCAGGCAUACAAGUCGUUCGCCAGACUGCGAAACACUCCCCUGCAGGCCGCUCGCGAUCUUUAUUAUACCCAUCGCCUGCUCGAGCAAGAAGAAGUCCUAGUGCAGAAGGCUGGCAUCAAUCCCAAGAGCAACUUCUUCAAGCGCUUCAUUGAACUCUUCACGAUUCCUCGUGUGCGCCGUGCCACUCAAGCUUCUGGCAUCAUCAUGAUUGCUCAGCAGAUGUGCGGAAUCAACAUCAUUGCCUUUUACUCAUCGUCGAUUUUCAGAGAGGGUGGGGCUACUGAGAAGGAGGCUUUGAUUGCUUCGUUUGGAUUCGGUCUGGUCAACUUCGCGUUCGCAUGGCCUGCUGUUUGGACGAUUGACUCGUUUGGACGCCGCGGACUGUUGCUGUUCACGUUCCCCAACAUGUUCUGGACUCUACUCUGUGCCGGCAUGUGCUACUACAUCCCCAAAGAGAGUGCAGCGCAUUUGGGUCUCAUCGCGUUCUUCGUGUAUCUCUUCGGCGCAUUCUACUCGCCAGGCGCAGGGCCCGUUCCGUUCACGUACUCCGCCGAGGUGUUCCCACUGUCUCAUCGUGAGGUAGGCAUGUCGUGGGCCGUCGCAACCAACAACUUCUGGGCAGCUAUACUGUCGCUCACACUCCCGCGCAUGUUGAAAGUCAUGAAGCCACAGGGCGUAUUCGGCUUCUACGGCGGCAUGAACAUCGUCGCGCUGAUCAUGAUCUUCCUCUGGAUGCCCGAGACCAAGCAGCGCACGCUCGAAGAACUCGACUACAUCUUCGCCGUCCCAACAACAGUCCACAUGAAGUACCAAGCAACCAAGAACCUGCCCUGGUGGAUCCGCACGUACAUCCUCCGCCGCAAGGGCGAAGCCAAACCACAACUCUACAAGAACAUUGGCCAUCUCCCCGAGCCGAGCGUUACGGCACAGCUGAGCUAUGCUUGGAACACGUAUAUCCUGCGUAAGAAGGGCGUGGCUAAGCCGAACGCGUAUGUCAAGUACGAGGCUCCUGUUGCGCCGGUGGGCGAGAAACAUGUCUAAGCCGUGGACGCUUUCUGGAGAGAUGUUUUCAAGGCAUUUACGAUUUUACGCCCUUUGUACAUGCUGUCUGGUGCAGUACUGUAUUGUGUGUUUCGGAGCCAUGGUAGCUCGAGGCGUUUGGGCAGUGGGGUUGGAAUGAUAUUCAUGUGGAGAGAUCAUGUCUGGCGAUGAUUCCGUUUAUAUACCCUCAGCAUGGCUUCGUGCGGUUAGCUUAUGUGUUCUGCCCCU
Messenger RNA from Dothidotthia symphoricarpi CBS 119687, 2273 nucleotides. RefSeq names its product D-xylose-proton symporter. Gene Ontology annotation, cellular component: membrane. The transcript is spliced from 6 exons. NCBI's taxonomy places the organism in Eukaryota, Fungi, Ascomycota, Dothideomycetes, Pleosporales, Dothidotthiaceae. Gene Ontology annotation, molecular function: myo-inositol:proton symporter activity. The coding region runs from base 27 to 2045 and encodes 672 amino acids. Gene Ontology annotation, biological process: transmembrane transport. The record is from RefSeq and is a predicted model, not a curated record.